GAAGAGGUUCUGCAAAGAGAUGGGGAGUCUAUUGACAGCUGAACUGUCUCAAACCCAGUAACCCAGACUUACUAUUUCCGCUUUUUCUGAAUUUAUCCAGAUUUGUUUUCAGUCAUUUAACCAUCUGAGGCAUUCUGGAGGUUCUGCCGGGACAAAUUUUAUUCCAAAAACGAGGAGAUUUCCUGUGUUUUGGCUGUGGUUUAACUUGUGUCUCCUACUGGAAUGGAACAUGGCAACGACUGAGACUCAGCUGAUGUUGAGCGUCGGAUUAAUUGAGAAAGACGUGAAUGGAGACACGUUGUGGGUGUGGUGUUAUCCCUCCGUCAGCCCUGAGCUGAGGCAGCUGCUGCUCAGGAAGUGCUGCCUGACGCAGGAUGGACGGGAUUUCCACACCUUCGUGUUCGGCCAGUUCAGCCGGACCUGGUACUACAUCACAACGCUGGAGGUCCAGGAGCCGACGGCGCUGAACAAGGUCACCCAUUUUUCUAUCGUUGUCACAGCAAAAGACUUCAACCCUGAGAAAUACGCUGCUCUCAGUCGCGUACUCUGCAGGAUGUACGUCAAACACGGCAGUCCGGUGAAGAUGAUGGAGGCUUACAUCACCGUCCUGACCAAAGGCGUCUGUCAGAAUGAUGAAAACGGCUCGUUUCUCAUCAAGGAUUAUGACGUCCGAAAGGCGUACCUGGCAGGGUCAAUCAAAGAUGUUGUGUCUCAGUUCGGCAUGGAGACCAUCAUCCUGUACACCGCCCUGAUGCUGAAGAAGAGGAUUGUGGUCCAUCAUCCUCGGAUUGAAGCGCUGCUGGAGUUCACCAGAGUGCUGCCGGCGCUGGCCUGGCACAGGAAGGACUGGUCCGUCCUGCAUCCCUACGUUCACCUGACCGCAGCGGAGCUGGACGACCUGAAGAAAUGCCCCGGUUACAUCGCUGGGUUUGUGGAUCCAGAAGUGAGCAACAGGUUGGAGCUUUUUGACGUGUUUGUGAGCCUCCCAGACAGUGUGAUCACCGUGUCCCAGGGGGCCAAAGACGCCAUGGCGAUGGGGAAGUUGCACAAAGACGUGGCUCAAGUCAUCGUCCAGUCUGCGGAGGACGCUGAGCGACCCGACAGUCAGGUCAUCAAGGACAUUUCCAUCAAGACCAAGGAAAUCCUCACCAGCCUGUUCGCCCUGGCCGACGCCUGCGAAGACUCCAAGCUCACGCUGGAGGUUUUGAAGCAGCAUCACUUCCCCCCGGCCACCGAGAACUUCCUGUUUCACCUGGCAGCUGCAGAGCAACUCCUACGGAUAUAAACUGGAGCUUGUGCCGCGUAAUCUCGGACACUUCCUGUCUCCUCAACGGCCUUUUUCCCCUGCUGAAGGUGAGGAACCUGAGGAAGACUCCAGGUCGUUGAUAAUUAACGUUUCAUUCAAAGUUUUCAAUCCUGAAUGCGAUUAAAACCUGAAGGGUUUUAUUUCUUAAUGCUUCUGUGGUACGAUUUACGGUAAGAAUCUGCAGAAAUCAUAGACAUGGAUGUCUUGUUAUUAUGGGAUUUUAAUAUGCAACUUCAUUGAAUUUAUUUUCUUUAAAACAAUAACACAUUUUUUGUCUACAGAUGAAACAUAUAGGAGCUUUUUUUAAAGUAAAUAAUUCCUUGAUAUUGAUAAAAACGUUCUCGUUCCACUGGCAGAUUUUUCACGUUACAAAUAAAAGUAAUUUUGGAACGAUUCGAUCUCUAUUGUGUUUCUUUAAGUUUUUCAUCUUUUGCUCAAGCAAAGGAGUCUAAAAAAAUCACUUUUACGUUGCCACAGAGUAAUAAUGAGCUUCUGUCAAUAUAAAACCAGAAGUUUAUAAGUUUUGUUCUUGUCAAGUGAAAUAAACUUCGUCUGCAAUCUUUAUAAUUAGAAGAGCCGUUUUACGCUCAGUCCAGCUAAAAUACAACUUGGUUGCAAAUUUUACAGGAUUUUUUUGAAGAGAAAAAAAAGUGGCUUUUUGUUUGAAGAACCAUAAUUUUAUUUUUAUGUUUGGGUUUUAAUGCAACAUUUUUGCAUUAACAUUGGUAAAAUCCUUUACUAUUUCCUCUGAAGUUUAUAUAUUUAAACCUAAUAUCUGUACGUUGUGAUGUUUGAAAUCAGUUAGAAACUCGUUUGGGCUGAUGGUGCCGAUUCCUAUUCUGAAAAAAUUACAUAUUUUCCAAACUAGAGAGAAAAUGCCAUGAAUGCAUCUCAGCCUGUAUGUAUAAUUUUCACUCUGGAUUAAAAACAAAAUCCACAAUUCAAACUUUAUCACCAAAUUGUUUGUUUUAUCAUCAUCAAAUUAACAAAAAGUAAAGGUGAAUCUUAAAUUUUAAUCUCUGCUUAUUGCUGCAGUCAGAUUAUCAAUACAUCGGUUUUUAUAUUAUGUUUUAAAAGGAGUCUCAGUUUGUGCUUCUGAUUACAUGAACUACAUUCUAGCUUCUUGUUCAAACGGAGAUUGAGUGAAAAUGAUCCUCAUGUGACAAGAUAUUACAAAAUUGAGAUAGUAAAAAGAACCACGGCUGGUUUUUCCCUCUUAAUCAGUUUAACGUUUGUUUUUCACUAAUAGGAAAAAUGCUGUGGGUAAAAAGAAGCACCAGAGAUCAGAACCGGCUGAUUUUUACCUCCAUCAUCUGGCCAUAUACUGAAAUACACCAACGUUCUUGUCCCGUUCAGUGAAAACUGGGAAUUCCCACCAUUUAUCGGCCUUUAAAUGCAUCAGCCAGUUAACAUCCAAGAUGGCUGAGACUUUGAAAUUAUUCCCAAACCUUUUUUGUUGUUAACUUGACACCAAAUAAACCCGUUGGGGGAAAAAUCCAUUACAAUAAUCUGGAUUAAAAAGUUUACAAACCACUAAACUAAAACUAGAUUAAAGCAAUUGGUCUUAUAAACCCUCCUAAUUCUGGCAAAGUUCUCCAAAUCUAACAAAUAUCUGGAAAAUCUCAGGUCAAAACUGACCAGAAUUUGGACAUUUUUACUUUUUCAGCAGUUCUAUUCUUCCUAAUCUACUCUGUGUGUAACAUACCUGCAAUUAGUUUACAUCAUGCCAGUGUUAUUAUGGUUAUUACAGCAGUAAAAGUGGACAUUUUAAACGGAGAGUGAUGUUUAAGUACCAGAUUAUUUCCACUAUUUGACCGUAACAUCAGCUGAUAAACACUAAAUUUACAGCAAACAAGUUUGAU
Molecule: messenger RNA, 3168 nt
Organism: Poeciliopsis prolifica (blackstripe livebearer)
Lineage: Eukaryota; Metazoa; Chordata; Actinopteri; Cyprinodontiformes; Poeciliidae
Gene: dennd10
Product: DENN domain containing 10
Exons: 9
Coding region: 230-1285 (351 amino acids)
Biological process (GO): protein transport; regulation of early endosome to late endosome transport
Cellular component (GO): late endosome
Molecular function (GO): guanyl-nucleotide exchange factor activity; small GTPase binding
Source: RefSeq, a predicted model, not a curated record